Messenger RNA from Saccharomycopsis crataegensis, 1236 nucleotides. RefSeq lists its product as uncharacterized. Gene Ontology annotation, molecular function: DNA binding; transcription coregulator activity. Gene Ontology annotation, cellular component: SAGA complex. The transcript has a single exon. The coding region runs from base 1 to 1236 and encodes 411 amino acids. Gene Ontology annotation, biological process: regulation of transcription by RNA polymerase II. The record is from RefSeq and is a predicted model, not a curated record. NCBI's taxonomy places the organism in Eukaryota, Fungi, Ascomycota, Saccharomycetes, Ascoideales, Saccharomycopsidaceae.
AUGUCUUCUCAAUCACUACUCAAUCCGAACUAUGACCGAAGCCUUGAAACAACAUUAGAUCAGGCCCUUCGUGGUUACAAUGAUAGAACAACUCCGAAUGCAUUGCGCCAACCCACACCUAGCCUGAACCAGGUCAAUCUGGUGAUAAGUUCACUGCUUAACGAUAACAGCCAGGCUGCACAUCACCACCAUCACGUAGUUCAACACCAGGCUCCGCAACAACAACAACAACAACAACAACAACAACAACAACAACAACAACAACAACAACAACAACAACAACAACAACAGCAGCAGCAGCAGCAACAACAACAACAACAACAACAACAACAGCAGCAGCAGCAGCAACAACAACAACAACAAAAGCAAGCCCAACAGACUAUAAAACAGCAAGUGCAACAGCUGGUGCAUCAACAGGCUCAACAACAGCAACAACCGUCUCAGAAUGACAACCAAAGUGCUGCCACUGCUGCUGCCAUCGCUAAUGCGACCAUGAAUUCCGGUUUAAGUUCCAGCUUGAACCCUGGUACCCUGUUGAAUCGUCACCAUCACGGUGUAUCGCUGAAUCCGACUGUUUCUUCCACCAGACACAGGGUCAACAAGCCAGGUCAAAGAUUUGGGGCCAAAAAGAAAUCAUGGGUAUGGAAUUGGUUUAUUCAGGAUCAAGAAGAUAUCAAUAUUGCCACCUGUGAACACUGCAACAAGAUCAUCAAGCGUUUACCAUCGGACAAAGGGUCACCAAAAAAGUUGAGUGAGCAUUUAAAAACUCACAAGAUUAGCAAGGAAAUUUCCAAUCCAAGAAGAGGCCAUUUCUUACCACAAAUGACCUCUUCCCCAUUGGGGAGCACCACACAUUCUCCAUUGACUUCCAGCCGGCUUAGUCUUGUGUCAACCGGAGAUUCCAAUUACAUUGAUAGAGAAUUCGAUGAUUCCCCAUACUCACAAAUGAAGUUCCAUAAGGAUAUUAUGAAGUUCUUGACAGAAAACAAGCUCCCUAUUAAUAUUGUCAAGACCCAAGGUUUCCGACAAUUGAUUUUCACAUUACGUCCGGAAUCCAUCUACGAUUUGAAUGAGUUGAAUAAUUUGUAUUCUUCUUUGAUCCAAGUGAUCAAGAAUGAAAAUCCCGUGGGACCUUCAAUGAACCAACCACCAAGUCAAGUACAACCACAAGAUCCACAUCAACAAAACUCCACUGAUCUGUCAGAUGGUACCAAUAUAAAUGCCGGAUGGAUUUGA